GUUCUGAGAAACGGCGCUAUGUGCGCUCCUCACUGACGGUUCUGCCAAUCUCCGGCACACGCUCUGAUCGAUCGCCGGUAUAUGAACAAAGGUCCGAAGCAGCAUCAGACAGUAGAGCAGUUGGAGUCAAGCUCCGCCAGGGCGACACGAUCUUGGUCAUUUCUCACGGAGGAGGCUAUACACAGAAUCGCGUUACGACAUCGAAUCCGUAGACUCCGGUAGCGGUAUUGGUAAAGUGGUCGGAAACUGACUUGGCAUUUUUCGAAAUCCAGGGAGAGUUCUCGGCCUAUUCAGAGUCCGUUGCCAGCUACGUAUAGCUCAUCAAAAGCUUGUCGGAAAGAAUCCAUUGUUUACACCAAAGGUGACCGAACGAUUGCCCAGGAAACAUCAGAAGUGAACACGACUUUCUGCUUGAAAGAGCGAGGUGACAGGGCCGUCUAAUUUGAAUCAACCUGAUGCAGAACGCGUAGGAAAAAACAACCUCCCCGCAUACUGAUCAUAUUAUCGAAGCAGCUUCUUUCUACCCUGAGGCAAAUGGGAAUGUCACUACCUUUGAAGGGAUUUCUUUCGCUAUGCGCUCAGACAGCGUACGACCAGAGGCCUGCUGUUGAGAAGCUGCAUGCCAUUGCAUCCUCUGCGUAGAAUACUAAUGUCUUCUGGUCUGUCGAGAAACUUGUCAGAUUGGACAAGGCGAAGGAAUAAGCACUAAGUUGACGAGUGGUCCAUUGAUCUAUGCCGUGGUGUUAUUACAGUCCGCAGACUAAUCGCAUCCAAAGACCGGUGCUAGUGUACUUUCCUGUGUCUGUAAUCAGUGGUAAGGACCGUUAGUUACCAUUGCCUAUCAUCAGAUGGUAGCGGCAGCAACACAUGACUGUACCCAAUUUAGCAACGCCAAAAAGAAUUGACUCCAUAGCCUUAUGCCUCGGGGACUUCGCCCUGACAUUGUAAUUUUCAACAUCAGUGUCACCAGGUUCACAAAAAUCGACGCGGACCGCACAUCUAUAGACCUGCAUUGUCUCCGUGUAAAUUAGUUAAAUAAACGUUAGCUUUGCGAAAUAACCCGGCAUAGGAAUUAUCGCAUCUGUGUAUUAGACAAGAUCAAAGUGACAGUGGAUGCGUGGGCGUAGCUUCUGCUGCUUCUUUGGGGAGAUAGCGGUAUAUGAGAUGAUUACUUGGCGGCGAGUGAAGACCCUCAAUCGUAGCAAUUCGUUUAGCCCUGUGUAGUGUCAUUGAUAAUAGCCGCUGAUAGAUAAAAAUCACAGGUCAUUAGAACGCUUAUCUUUUCAUACAGUAUCGUCGCGGGAAGCGAGGGUGGACGACGCCAAUGUCAUACGUCAUCAGAAGGCACUUUCUAAUCAGUCAAAUUGGCGCUGGAAGUUUCAGAAGAAGUGCUGGCGUCAGUGUAUUUCUGGCGUCUGGACUCGAGCGCCUUGCUCUUAGCUCGUUCGUUGCGCAUCGAGCCUUUGUUUUGUCUGCCCCCUGGAACGCCUCCUCGGCGGAAGACUCCGCAGCCGGAUCUGAUGUUCGAACCGUUCGCUUAAAAGCGUUCAUUUCCGAUGGAGCAUGAGAGGAGUUAAGGUAUUGUCAUUUACAACGUGACGCGCUCAAAGAACUAAUGGAAUACACCCACAGUUUAAUCCCUCGCGACGUGAAUGUACUUGCCAUGCAAACUGAGUUCCAUUUCCAUCACAUUUAUUGACACUCACAGUGCCUUUACCGAUACAUUUAACUAACGUUUACGCUAAGUAGCAGUAUCUAUAACGAUAAUUAUUGUAAGAUACGUUACUGCAAACUAUUCUGUCCAUGUUACUGAUAACUGAUAGGUUGGAAUGUGGUUUAUUGCAGAUUGAUUAACUAUUGUCAACUGGCGCAGGAAGAUUGCAAUAUGUGGUGUCAAUAGUCACCCAGAGGACAAGAUAAGACACAGCAAUCACUUGAAGAGAUAUCUACUAUCAGUUAGUCAUAUGCAAGUCGAGACAUCCCUAGGGAUUCAACUAACUGAGCUGUAGCGUUGAAUUGAUUCGCAACCCGGAUGAAAACGGUGGUGGCAUAUUAUCAUAACGCAAGGUGUUGAGCAUAUCAUUAUUCUCAGCACAUUUCAUCAAAUUGUUUACAUUUGUUGUCAUUUCUCAGAUAAACCUCUCGCUGUCUGGUCAACAACUCAUACCGUCCACAAAUCGCCUCUCCUUAGGAACGCAUUUGAAUAAAGGCACGCAGCUAUUUAUACGAAAUAGCACGAGCGAACGAAAAAAGCAACACACUCUGGAAGGCAAGUAUUUGCCGUGGAUAUAAAAUUGUGUUUAUACUGUGGAUUCGUGGAAAUAAAGCGUGCUUGGCGUAGAAAAAGGAGAAUAAUUUAAGAGACGUACAUACAUAAUCAACGUGAUUGCCAGAAUAUAUUCUGGUCACAUCCAAGUGCGGUUGUCUCCUGUCGUUGACCGAUCCACUUACUUACUGGGGGAGCUUGCCAAGAUUGGAACCAGUCGGCCGAGGAAUCUCUGCAAAUAACUUAAUUAAUCGCUUUGGUCGUACAGCAGCAGGGAAAUACUCUCCGAUUCCAUUGGUGAUCUUCGCUUUGGCUAUUACUGGAUCCGAGUGCCUGUUUGCGAAAGACUUGAAGAUUUGUUCAGUGCUUAUCGAAUUACACGCCGUAAUUGUGGUGAAUUUGUCUCCGCUGUGUGCUGAGGCGAAUGCGCUAUCACUAUGGAGCCGCAGGGAGAUGAGCAGCGAUAUCGCCUUGUGGUUCUUGGUUCAGGAGGAACUGGGAAAAGUUCAAUCAUCUUGCGAUUUCUCCACGGAACAUUCUCCGACAAGUAUAAACAGACAGUAGAAGAUCUUUAUUGUCGGCAGUAUGACUAUAAUGGUAUGAUGAUAAAGGUCGACAUACUAGAUACCGCUGGUGACUUCUCUUUCCCGGCAAUGCGCAGACUUUCUAUUUCAACAGCUAGCGCGUUUGUCUUAGUGUUUUCGAUGGACUCAAUGGUCUCUUUUAACGAGGUACAGCAACUACGAGAACAGAUUAAGGAACAGCGAACAGCUUACCAAGACAUUCCGUGUAUAAUUGUGGCAAAUAAAACCGAUGUUGAUGAGAAUCAUCGGGAGGUUUCAUCCGAUGACAUCUUGGACUGGUUAGAUCGCGAAGAUCUGCAAGACAAUUUUGUUGAGGCAUCGGCGAAGUACGAUGACGGAAUAAUCGAAGCGUUUCAAAAUUUAUGGGAACAGGCAAAAAUGAACCUUUUGCCAGAGAUCAAGCCGCCCGUCUCGCGUAAGAGACGCGUGAGCGCGUUUGCGAUCCUUGGACAGUUACCCGGGACGGAAAAGUUCAAACAGGAUGAUAAUUCACGACUGUCUCGCAGUAAGAGUUUGAUGAGGCGGGGCAGUAAAUCUAAGGUCAAGCCUGGUUGUGAAGAGAUGGAACGCCUCGAUUGCGUCAUUUCCUGAUUGCCUACGUCACAACCGUAGUGUAAAUAAUAUGGUGGCGGUGUGUUCGAUUUAAAGUCAUGGCAAGGUUGUUCGGCUCAACUGUUUAACACUUUCAGGAUUGACGGCAUUUUAAAAAUCUUUUGGAAGAAUAGUAAUUGCAUCAUUUUUAAAAUCGAAUAAUCAACGUCAUUAUAAUUUUUUAACAAGAAAGUAACAGAUACAUGUAGUAGGACAUCUGUCUUAAAUUCCACGCAAUUCGCUCCUACUAAAUAUUUGAGUUUUAUUAUUUUUGUCAACAAUGCGUUUGAUUUUUAAAUCAUUUUGUUUAUAACCAAACUGGUCGUCAGUCUUAAAAGGACAAAAUAAUUUCUUACUUGGUUUGUGAAUUCUUAGUACAUUAUGCAGACUGCUAUAACGUUAUAGAGCAAUAGUGCACACCAUAGGCUAUGCAUUAGCAACAUUGAUAAUUAGUUUUAAAUAUGUUUAAUUGAUAUCUUCUCAAAUGGGUACAGUCGCCAGACCCGGUGACAACAUUUUGGUUUCUUUUUCAUAAUUGUCACUUCAUUUCAAUUGUUUCUCUUGGUCAUUGGACCGACAAACUUGCAUAAGCUUAUUACAUGUAGAUAUUUUCAGUCACUCGUGUUUUCCGUCAUCACAUCUUGUGCAUAUAUAGCGAUAUUAUGGAUAAAAUUUCACUUGACCGUUCCGAACAACCUGGUUUACCAAACAAUGCAGCUGCAAUUCGAUUUCGGGUGUGAUGGUUUCAGCGUUAAUGUUGAGAAAUCCUACAGUGUUGCCACCUUCAAAUCAUCCUUCGAAUUGUCGGAUGGAACAGGAGCACUGCUGCGAUGCAUGAAGAUACCUGCCGUUUAUUCACCACUUCUUCGAGAAGCUUCUUUCAAGACUCCCUGUCACAUUUUGACCAAUCAGAAGCUCUUCAUCCCGAUUGACCAGUGUUGUCUUCAAGAUUAAGCCAAUCACGAUGCAGUAUUGUAUUAACAUCUAGCCUAUGUAAUACUCGUAGGUCUAAUUUUGGUGCAUCUAUGAGUGAGUGUAACUAACUAUUAUAUUGAAAGGUGAACAAACAGUUUUAACAGUUUUAAGUUAAUAUUAAUAGAAAUACACAACAAAAGGUUGCACUGCAGAAAAAGCGGUAUUUGCCAUUUUUUGUGAUGUGUCCUCAAUAUGUAUAUUAGUGGCGGGUGACAAAGAGGAGACGUUUCACGUCAUUGUCCGAUGAUUGUAAGCGAAUAUCGUCUUUAAGCGUGAAAAUAUCUUCACAAUUAAAAAUUAGUAAGCAUUCUAAUGUGGGUGAGCACUAUCGGAUAUUAUGGUUACUUCUAAAAUAUUAUAUAGUCAGUCCAUCUUUAAGUUGUUUGUUAUUCAUACUGUCCCACUGAUGCCCGAUCGCAUAGGAAUGUAAUGCACUGUGUUUGUACAUAAUACAUUCAUGAAACGGUCGUGGUUGUUUGUAAAUAGUGUAUCAAGCAUGUAGGCUGCCGUUUACUUUGGCCAACCAUUUAUUGUUAAGACUUUUCUCAUGCAACUUCUGUCCAUAGGGUUCACUGUAUCAGGCCACAGACAAAUGGGUCACUAACAUAAAGAGAUGUAAGAUACUUUGUAAAAUAUCUAAAAUAAAUCGAACAUUA
Messenger RNA from Lineus longissimus, 5072 nucleotides. Its product is annotated as ras-related protein O-Krev-like. The transcript is spliced from 2 exons. Lineage: Eukaryota; Metazoa; Nemertea; Pilidiophora; Heteronemertea; Lineidae. Bases 2704 to 3441 code for a protein of 245 amino acids. Gene Ontology annotation, molecular function: GTP binding; GTPase activity. The record is from RefSeq and is a predicted model, not a curated record.